GUUUCGACGAGUUUGAUAACUUGUUGGUCGCGCAGACGCCAUUACACACACUCACUCUGCAGCAGCCGGGCUUACUGUUGAAUUCUGCGGCAUGUAGCACCCUGGAAAAUUCGCAGGCACCUUUUCCUGAAGCUGCACGCGGUUUUUGCCGACGGACAACUACGGCAACUAGCUCCGUGAUACGUCAAGGUCACGUGUCACCUUUUUCACCGGGUGCGUUUUCGCGGUUUUUCUCAUUCGCCUGGCAAGAUGGUGAAGAAAGACGCUAUUGCGGCCGAAUUCGAGAAUGUCGGCGUCUCCAAACUGUCGGACGGCACUCUGUCUAAGUGCCUUGAUAUUUGCGACGACUUCGAGUUGACCGAAGAGGAAUUAGCUGAGCAAUGGGUGGCUUUCAGUGCGUCCCAUUUAGGGUGGCACAACAAGCUGGACGAAGACAUUUUGGCCCGUAUGGUGGCCGAGAUGGAAAAGGAGAGGAAUAAAGCCAAAAACAGGAUUAUCCAGAAACCAAAAAACACACCAAAAACAAAUUUAAGCUCUAGCAUCCCAUCGGGAUAUGUGACACCACAGAGGGCCAAACCUGUGAGUCGUAUUGCUUCGGAACAUGACUCGUCCCUUGCGGACUUUUCCCCGGCAAGCUACUCGCCUGCAAUAUUUUCUCCGUCUGGGAAAAAGGCAGCCUCAGCCACCUCCGGCAAAGUGGCCUUUGAAUUUGGCAGCACAAAUGGAGCCUCAUGGAAGUCAGGUAAUGAGAACCGCGUCACAAUCGAGUCAAUGGCAACCGGCAGUGGUGUCCUCGCCAGCAAUUACAAGUUUAUGUACGAACCUAUCCACCUGACUAAAGCCAUUCUGGCUGACCGCGUGGACUUCUUGGGAGAACAGCUACGCAAGCAGAAUGACCUACCUGAAUUUUCCCUCAUGGAAGAGCAACAAGUUGAAGAAACAACUUUUGUUGGAAGGAUCGGCUGCAAUGCUGAUGAUUUGAAAUUAACAUCUAAUUCCGUUGUCAUCACUGGCUCAGCUGACAGAGACGCCGAGGUCUCCCUCAAUCUGCACAAACUCGAGGACUAUGCCCUAUUUUCUGGCCAAGUGGUUGCUAUUAAAGCCCACUCUGCUGCUGACAAGUUGGUCCCGACCAAAGUUUUCAGUAGUGUUGAUCUCAAAUUCCCAGACAAGCCUAUCACUUUUGAUUUUACCACUGGACCUAUGGAGAUGGUUGUUGCUGCUGGCCCAUACACUCAUUCCGAUUCCCUCACUUACGAGCCUCUGCAAGCCUUGAUGCAGUACGUUAAAGAGCAUAAGCCUCAUCUUCUUGUUCUGUGCGGUCCUUUCGUCGAUUCCAUUCAACAGCAUGUGCAAGACUCCGUGAUUGACGACUCAUAUGAGCUGUUUUUCAUGAGAUUGCUGAUUGAUGCACUUAAGCCAAUAUCUAACUCGCACACUCAAAUAGUUGUGGUUUCAUCGAGCAGAGAUGCACAUCACCUUCCCAUUUUCCCAUCACCACCUUACACAAUAUCUCCUGCUGACAAAAAAGACUUACCCAACAACGUAACAUUUGUCUCUGAUCCAUGCCUGCUUGACGUUGAUGGUGUGAUUGUUGGAAUCACCUCAACUGAUAUUUUGAAGCACAUUGGUCCCUGUGAAAUUGCCAGUCAAGGAACAGACAGAUUGGGUCGCCUAGCUAGUCACGUUCUGCAUCAGGCUUCCUUCUACCCUCUGUACCCACCCCAAGCUAACAUUCACCUCGAGGCAUGGGAGAAGUUUGGACAAUUACCAGUCAAGCCACAUGUGCUUGUUCUUCCAUCGGACUUGCGAUUCUUUGUGAAGAACGUAGAUGACUCGUUGGUUGUAAAUCCCGAGAGGCUGGCCAAAGGAGUUAGUGGAGGAACCUUUGCUAGGCUGGAGAUUGCUAAGCCAGCAGAUGAUAAGCCAUUCCCUGAUAGUGUGAGGGCUCAAAUUGUGAAAAUUUAAUACUCCUAAUUAAUAGCUGGUGAAUAAAAAAAUCUUAUUUUGCAAAA
Messenger RNA from Neocloeon triangulifer, 2015 nucleotides. It is a transcript of the gene DNApol-alpha73, whose product is annotated as DNA polymerase alpha subunit B. The record is from RefSeq and is a predicted model, not a curated record. Bases 250 to 1968 code for a protein of 572 amino acids. The transcript is spliced from 11 exons. Gene Ontology annotation, cellular component: alpha DNA polymerase:primase complex. Lineage: Eukaryota; Metazoa; Arthropoda; Insecta; Ephemeroptera; Baetidae. Gene Ontology annotation, biological process: DNA replication; DNA replication initiation. Gene Ontology annotation, molecular function: DNA binding.